Messenger RNA from Belonocnema kinseyi, 1266 nucleotides. Its product is annotated as probable dimethyladenosine transferase. Gene Ontology annotation, molecular function: rRNA (adenine-N6,N6-)-dimethyltransferase activity. The record is from RefSeq and is a predicted model, not a curated record. Gene Ontology annotation, biological process: rRNA methylation. The transcript is spliced from 5 exons. Gene Ontology annotation, cellular component: mitochondrial matrix. Lineage: Eukaryota; Metazoa; Arthropoda; Insecta; Hymenoptera; Cynipidae. Bases 123 to 1043 code for a protein of 306 amino acids.
UAUUCCUCGUUGGAUGCUCACUUCAGAUAUAUUUACCACGUGUUUGUGGUUUUUCGUUUCAUGCUUUGCAUCACCCUUUAUCUGAAAUUUGAGUAAUUACAGUGCAAUUAACAUAUGCAAAAAUGCCGAAAGUACGAAGGGAAAAAGAGUCUCGUAUUCACAAAGAUGUUGUCAAACAAGGUAUUAUGUUCAAUAAGGAUUUUGGUCAACACAUAUUGAAAAAUCCGAUGAUAAUUCAAAGCAUGGUAGAAAAAGCAGCACUACGUCCAACAGACGUAGUUUUAGAAAUCGGUCCAGGAACCGGAAACAUGACCGUUAAAAUGCUAGAAAAGGCAAAAAAAGUUAUAGCCUGUGAAGUAGAUCCCCGGAUGGUAGCCGAAUUACAAAAACGAGUUCAGGGAACUCCUUACCAAUCCAAACUUCAAAUUAUGAUAGGCGACGUUCUGAAAACUCAGUUACCAUUUUUCGAUCUCUGUGUCGCCAAUAUUCCUUAUCAAAUUUCGUCUCCAUUGGUAUUUAAACUACUACUUCACAGACCAUUUUUCAGAUGCGCUGUUCUCAUGUUUCAAAGAGAAUUUGCAGAGCGAUUGGUCGCAAAACCAGGAGACAAAGCCUACUGUCGCCUCAGUAUCAAUACACAAUUAUUGGCAAGAGUCGAUAUGUUAAUGAAAGUUGGAAAAAACAAUUUCAGACCACCACCAAAAGUAGAAUCCAAUGUUGUCAGGAUAGAACCGAGAAAUCCGCCGCCGCCAAUCGAUUAUAAAGAAUGGGAUGGUCUCACCAGAAUUGCUUUUGUUCGGAAAAACAAAACUUUAGCUGCAGCUUUUAAACAAUCUACAGUUUUAGCAGUUAUUGAGAAAAAUUACAAAAUCCAUUGCAGUUUAACAAAUACGCCUAUUCCUGAAGACUUUAACGUAAAGGAAAUGAUAUGCAACGUUUUGAAGGAGGCGAAUGUUGAAGAAAAGAGGGCGAGGACGAUGGACGUCGACGAUUUUAAAGGGUUGCUGUACGAAUUUAAUGUUAAGGGCAUACACUUUGCAUAAUUUCAAGGAGAAAAAAAAAACCAAUAGCGACUAAAAUUUAUUUAAAAAUUAUUUUUCAUGUAAAUAAUUUUGUAUCAAAAUCUUCAAAGACUUUGUAUUAGUUACAAAUAAAUUAAAUACAUAAACAUAAACAUAAAACGUGUGUCCACCAUCGCUUAAUCUGUAUUCCUAAAACUAGAGAAUUUUUCUUCAUACCUGGAGAGUAAAUAAUGAAAAUAAAAAA